UAUAUUUGGCUCACCUUCACUCUGGAUCAUAUUUGUUUCUCCCAUCAGUCGUUAUUCACCUGUUGGCCCAAUCGGUUCAACUAACAAUAAUUUUUGGUUAGACAUGUGGAACAUAGUCAUAAAGAGCCUACCUCCACUUCUUGGACACUUGCAAAUUAAUUUUACUGCUAAAAAGACCUUCUUUAAAAACCUUUUAACACAAUGACAUACUGACUGUGAAGAAACAUAGUUCUUUAAUCUUUUUAAUUAAUGACUUCCAACUAUUAACUCCUACGUGUAAAAUAACUAGAAGAUUGACAUUGACUGCCGUCACUCAAAGAACAUUGUCUCCACCAAUUGUAAAUUGUGAAUUCGACUACAUCUUAGUCCACUUACUUAUAAAAAAAGUUGAAUAAAUAAAUCGCUCUGAGGAGGGCCCAUAUCCGGGUCGAAACGUUAACUAAAAAUACGUUUACUUAGUUGACCGAUCACCAAGAUUCUGUAAUAGAUGUGUCAUUGCACCAUACAAUGAGUUUUAAUGAAAAAACUAGAAAUGAAUGAUGCUGUGUAUUUUUUAUUUUUUUUUUUGUUCAAAUAGAACAAGUCUGUUGCUGCAUUUUAUGCAGUUCAGCAAUUCAACGUUAAACUGCAUUCUGUUCACGAUAUCCAGUACGAAACUUCAUACCGUAAACCUAGAAACAGGAGCUUUGACUAUGUAUGACGCUACGCACGGCAAUUACGUGACGCAAUGUACCCUCUCCUCUGAGAUGGUAAAAGUGAUAUCACUCCUCUCUGUUCCGGGGGUUGCCAAUAUUAUGAUUGGUUUGUUGGAUAAAAAAUUAUUCUCCGUCACCUGGAAACUUGACGAAAUCACAGGCUAUCCUACAUAUAACGAAUUUGCCAAACUUGCCGAUGAAACGGUGACAUAUACUUGCGCAGCUUUGACUCAAGAUGGCCGGUACGUCAUCACUGCGGACACUGGCUGCUCUGUUACUAUUCACAGUCUUCGAAACGGGUAUAAAACAAUCAAAACGUACAAGAAAUCUGUUACUAGCCUUGAUACUCAGUGGCUAGAGAAUGAACGCUGUCACAUGAUCUGUGCCGGCAGUCGUGAUACACUUGUGCCAAUGGUCCACAGGUGGAGAUUUGACCCUACGGAGAAUCCUGUUUCUCAAAGGACAAAAAUCGAGUCGCUUAUGCAACUGAAGGAGGUCAAAUAUUCUUGUUUGAUUCUAAAAGAUUUGAAUGAUUAAAUAAAAUUAUAGUAAUCACACCGUUACCUCAGAAGCGGUGAUUUUAUACCAAGUAUUAUAAAUCUGAGGAAAUGGGAUGCGACAUUGUGAAUUAAAUACAAUAAAGUUAAUUUAAACCGAUGCCCACCGUUGUUAACGGCAGUUGUCAUCGAUUGUUAUGAACUGGUGAGAUGUUUAUUCAUUCCUCUUUGUUCAAUAACAGCCAGGUUCCUAUCCUUGAAAACCACAUCGAGGUCACCGAUGGUAUUAGUGCAGUGAUAAUGGAUUUUAUCUAAAUUAGAUGACAUUUUUUAAGCUUAUAUCUUGUCGAUAAGUGAAUUAUACAUAUAUCGAUGGCUCAGCGGAACAACAUUGCAUCGUAGAAUUUUAUUGUAAUUUAGGUUUGAUUUCAAUUUUGAGUAUAUCGAGUUAAAAUUCAGAUUGUAACAUUUCCUAAGGCUGCCCCGCAGCUGCGUGCAUGCGAUUUGAAAUUAAAAUUAUUGUUGCUGGUUCUUACAAAACGUGAUUAAGUUCAGUCAUGUGCCAAAAGAUAUUAAAUAUUUGAAUCGCGCAAUUGAGAAUAACGAUUAAUUAAUCAUCAUCAAUGAGCAAUUGACGAAAAUAAUCGAGCGUGUUAGAUAACAAGUGUAGUAAUUAAUUAUGCUCCACAAAUGAGCCAUGAUGAGGGAAAUAAAAGUUAAAUCCUAAUCGCAUUUCCGUGUUGAACAGUAUCAAUAUUUCUUCAGUAGCGAAAAAGC
Neodiprion virginianus is the source of this 1969-nucleotide messenger RNA. RefSeq lists its product as uncharacterized. The record is from RefSeq and is a predicted model, not a curated record. NCBI's taxonomy places the organism in Eukaryota, Metazoa, Arthropoda, Insecta, Hymenoptera, Diprionidae. Bases 537 to 1232 code for a protein of 231 amino acids. Gene Ontology annotation, molecular function: protein binding. The transcript has 5 exons.